GUUCCUUACUCCUUAUGAUAUUUCUUAUAAAUGAAAAGAAAAAAGAAUUAGAACAAAUGGAUAAAGAUAUAAAAGAAAUGAAAGAGAAAUUAAUUCCACAAGUAGAAGAUGGCGCAUAUGUAGAAUUGUUAGAUAAAAUAGAAAGACGAGUAAAAGAUUUGGAAAUUCAAGUGAAAACUACCAAGCAGAAAAAACUUAUGAGAGAUAAAGAAGAUUACAAUCUGGGAAGACAGAGAAAUUGGAAAAAACAUACAUUCAAUAAUCAAGAAAACCAUUACAACAGCAAUUAUAAACCAUUUCAACAUCGUCAGUACCAACCAUAUAGAUCAAACAAUUAUCAUAAUCAAAAUC
Molecule: messenger RNA, 351 nt
Organism: Pelobates cultripes (western spadefoot toad)
Lineage: Eukaryota; Metazoa; Chordata; Amphibia; Anura; Pelobatidae
Source: the annotation of a GenBank genome assembly